This is a messenger RNA of Pseudophryne corroboree (corroboree frog), 5207 nucleotides long. RefSeq names its product inositol 1,4,5-triphosphate receptor associated 1 (gene IRAG1). NCBI's taxonomy places the organism in Eukaryota, Metazoa, Chordata, Amphibia, Anura, Myobatrachidae. The record is from RefSeq and is a predicted model, not a curated record. The transcript is spliced from 18 exons. The coding region runs from base 1 to 2457 and encodes 818 amino acids.
AUGUCAUUGUCUCAGGAUGCAGCAUCCGGGGGGAGAACCUGUUUCCCACCAGCCAUAAUCCUGCCUGAACCUGGAAACUCGCUACAGGAAAGCUCAGAGGAAAAUUGUCUCGAAAAAAAUAGACCUCACAGUCCAUCCUUCAGAAGCAGCCGUCCGUCAAGAUCCUCCUCCUCUUCCACCGGUUCCCUGAUAUCCGUCGAUAAGACUGGGCAGGUGAUUGACCUGGUACAUGACAAUCUCCCUGAUGUCAGGAUAUCAGAGGAGGAUAAGCAGAAAAACCUGGAGUUAUUGGAAGAGGCAAAGAAAGUCAGUGAGAGAUUCCUAACCCGACGGGGGAGACGCUCACGAUGCAGCCUCUCCGAAUCUCCCACAGUCUCGUCCCCAUCGCUGAGCCCCAGAGUGUCUCCUGUCCCAUCCCGGAGUAAUUCCUUCACUUUCCCAACAGUACCAGGUCCUGAAUUAUAUCCCAACGUGUGCCCUGGAACCGCAGCCUUAUUGCAGAAUGCCACAAAGGGAUUAACAGAUAGGAAGCAGAACGAUCAGAGGAAGAUCUCUCAAGGAAGGCUAACUCCUCGUCCUCAUAGCUUUGUACCAGCCUCCAAAGAGACUCUUUCUGAGCAGAAGGAAAACUUUGACCCUCUUAAGCACAUGAGCAAUAUGUACAAAGCUGGAUCCUCAGACAGCUGCAAACCUUCCUUGGGUAAGACCCUCAAUAGUCCUGAACAAGAUUUUGGGAAAUCAAUUCUGAAGAAACCUAAAGAAACUGAUCCACCGCGAGGCCACCACUUACAGGUGCCUGCUGUUCCUAGUGUGGGGUUCCACGUACAAGGUCCUCCUCAACUGACUUCUGAUUCCAACUUUGUAUCUCGAGUUGAACUUCUGUCUGCUGGGAACCGGCCUCCUUUAUUGAGAGCCCUUUCUUGGGACAGCGUGGCGCCAGAACAUAAAAUUAAAUCAAGUUUGGAGUUACCCGACAAGGACCCACUUUCCAGUCAAUAUAAAAGUAACGAUAAACUUCCAAAAUUUACAGAGCUGAAGGAUUUUCAUAUUCAACCGGUACGACUUCAGAAACUGACCAAGCUGAGAGAGGAAAACAAGCUGCUGAGAAGUCAGAUCCUCACAGGACAGAAGCUCCCGGAUCUCAGUGAGGCGGCUGAACAGGAAAGAGGCCCUUCUCCUGUCCACUGUCUGUCCGCCGAUGAAGAAGAAGAGGCUAAGGGGGAAUCGGAUGUGAUGCCCAAUAUCCCAGAUAUCUUGUUACGAAAGCUGCGCGUUCACAAAGGCCUUCAGAACAGUGCACCGGCGCUGACGGAAAAGGAAGUAGAGAACGUGUUUGUCCAGCUGUCCCUGGCGUAUCGGAAUGACAGCUACACGCUGGAAUCGCGGCUGAAUCAGGCUGUGAGAGAGCGGAACCUGACGGAGGAAAAUAAUGAGAAGGAAUUAGACAACUUUAAGGCAGCUGUGGUGUCCUCGGUGUCGCUGUGGCAGAAUAGCGAGCAGCGGGAGGAGUACCAGAAGUUGCUGGAGGACAUUGCUGUGCUUCACCGUCUCACCACCAGACUCUCCAGCCGAGCGGAGAUGGUUGGAGCUGUGCGACAGGAAAAACGUAUGUCCAGGGCCACAGAAGUCAUGAUGCAGUAUGUGGAGAACCUGAAGAGGACGUAUGAGAAAGACCACACGGAACUAAUGGAAUACCGGAAACUCGCUAAUCAGAACUCUAGCCGGAAUUACAGUGGAUCCGAAGACGGCGUCCCUCGCUCCUCCCGCUCUAUGUCGCUGACCAUUGGCAAGAACAUGCCCCGCAGAAGAGUCAGCGUUGCUGUCGUCCCAAAGUUUAAUUUACUGAACAUCCCAGGGCAGUCCCCGAACACCUCUCCCAUCCCUGCACUGUCAUCUCUUGCGGAAUCCCCCAGCGGCAGAAACAGUCUACCAGCGUCCCCAGCGCUCUCUCCGCUGAUAGAAAAUGGAAAGCCCGCUGUGGAUACAGAUGGUCCUGAGAUGCAGAUGCCAGUGAUGGGAGCAAACUGUCCUGAGGACAUCAGUGCAGAGAUUAAGGCUAAGAUAGAGGAGGAGGCUUUUAACAAGGGGUAUCAAGAAGGUUUGAAAAAGGUUCAAGUUCUUCAGGAAUUUAAAGAGGAAGAUGAGGAGAAGUUAAGUGAAAAUCCAGCGGAGGAGAAAGAAGAGGAGAAAGAAGAAUUCGCCAAGCUGAAGGGCAGUAAAAUUGAAGAAUGCAUUGACUAUCUCCAUAUGCUGUAUCCCAAACUACUCAAGCAUUGGAGCGCCUUCUCCAUUGUGGCAGCUGGGAUAGUCCUACUGGCCGUCCUGUUGAGUAUUUACAAUUCCUUCUCAUCAUGCACUGAACUCCCAGAUAGUGGUCAUGGCAAGGCCACGUGCUCUGUGCCUCAGAAAUAUUCCUGGUGGACUUCAGGUUCUCAGCACAAACAGCGGAGGCAGUAGAAGGCGCUGGGCAGGUUUUCACACGACUGAUCCAUACACCACUGUGGAGCGACUACCAUGUAUGGUUGGAUAAAUGGUUGGACAAGUGAAAGGACAAAUAGGGCUAUUUUUUAGAUUAUUUGCCAGUUGCCUACACAAGACAAAUGUUGCUUCAUCACAUUAUAUUAUGACAAAAAGUAAUCGUAAUGGCCACAUUUGGGGUGUCCAACCUCUAAUGCAUGGAUUGUCAUGAACAGUAUAAUAGUGGAAUCCAUAGAUGGAAGAUUAAUGUCCAACCUCUAAUGCACAGGUUGUCCGGAAUGGUAUAAUAGUGGAAUCCAUAGAUGGAAGAUGAGUGUCCAACCUCUAAUACACAGGUUGUCCGGAACAGUAUAAUAGUGGAAUCCAUAAAUGGAAAAUGGGUGUCCACCCUCCAAUGCACAAGUUGUCUGGAACAGUAUAAUAGUGGAAUCCAUAGAUGGAAGAGUCUCAGGCUGCUCCCUACUGUAUGCUAUUUCAGGCUACUAUGUAUCUCCUAAGGCUAUGUGAUGAGUGUAUGAAUUAUUAUUGAGUACCAAAGUCAGUGGUGGUCCUACUGCUGCUAAUAUGGGUCCUGGCCCUGUCAGGCUAACCUCUCAGGGUUCCAGCUCAUGUCCAGAAGAGGACCCCUUUCUUCUCUACUUAGAGCUGUACAGGGCUUGGAAGGCUGGAUCUGCAUUGCCAGGCUCUCCAUAAUAUUUUACCAAUAGGGCCAGUGAUGCAGUGUUCCACUACCCGAACAAAGCUAUACAGUGCCAUAGGGGGUUCCAAAAAGUGUAUAUCUCAUUGUGUAUUUAAGAAGGGUGCCAGACACAUGGACAUUGUACUAAAUGAAUAACUGAAGAUCAAUAAAAUACACACGAAAAAAAAACAAUGUGCAAAAAUUAAACCUGAAAUAUUACCACAGCCACAAUAAGAUAUUUUUGAAUGCCUACAUAGCUUGUCUCACAUAGUGUCUAGCAACAUUUAGUUUCCUGAUAUGAGGGUCCCAGAUGGAGAUAAUUUUUUCCUAAAUAUUUCAAUAAUGGAAAGCUCAGGAUUAUACUGUAGCUGCUGCUUAUUCCAAGUUACGCUCUGGUCCGAUUAUCUUGGCAUAGGAACUACUUGCUGGAAUCCGGUUCAGCAGUUAGAGAUUUAUUGAUUCCAUUAAACUGACCUAUGAUGAACUCUGACCCAAACUGGAUUAUAGGCACAUUAGGCAGACUGAGUUCUUUCUUUAAAGGUCAUUUGUGUAGCUUUGUGGCUGUCACCAGUGUGAUAGCCGGGCAGCGGCAGGUCCGUCAGCAAUUUUAAAGCAUUGCACGCCAGGCCAUCUCAUCACAUAAGCAAGCAGUUUAUUCACAGUUCAGACAGGGUUAUCACGAUAACAUUUGAUUUCUUAUUCUCCUCUCUUCAGCAUAAUAUUCAUAUGGGUUACAUCAGGUUACAUUUCUUUUAAUUUAAUGUGACAGCAUUACAAUACAUACCAGUGCAGUCUCUGGGAAUCAGUAGUGCGGUGACCGCAAACUGAGAUUCAUUUCGGUGAGUUUUCCCCCAAUUCGCUUGGGGAUAUCUGCAGUCUAUAUAAACGGGAUCUCUCAUGGACACGUCACUGGGGGCCUUCUGCCACACGUGGUUUCCUACCACCCAGGUAGUCCUCUCCCGAAGACUCACACCUCCCGUCUUGCUUCUUGGGUACCCCUGAAGGUGGGGAUCCCCUUUGUUUCUUCCACUGAUUGCUCAUGCUGUUGCUGCUCUCACACUGCGAAUCUGGAUUUCUGUUGCUCUUCCUAGCAGCACCUACAUGCUGCUCCAUAAUGCCAGGGACUGUGGAGUACCAUGCCUGUUCCACAGCCCUUGCAUGGGGUCUCCUCCCUGGUCACUUAGCCUGUGCUUUCCAUCUCAGUCCUCAGUUCACACUGCACUCUCGCCUGUGCUUUGUUCCUUGUCCUAAAAAAACCCUACACUUUCUGUCCUAACCCCCUACAUGUGGCAGGGUCUGCCAGAACUGGUUUUGGGGCCAUAAACUCCCCCACUCACUGAUAAGAAUCAAAUGGCUUUUGGAACUUUCCAAUAUCUUAACAUUCCAGUAUGCCACACCAGCAUGUAUCGCUUGUAGGGAUCAGGGGGAUGAAUCUGGAACCCCAGAGAAAUGCGUCAAGGACAAUAUCCACAAUAUAUGUUGAGCACAUCAUCUGCAGUUUGACUCUCAUUUUUUCUUGGUAAGAGAUUUGGGUCAGUGGUCUGUAUUGGACUGUUCAAUGCUCCAAUGUACUCCUGGGCUUCCCAUGAUUGACAUAUUCAAUAAGGAUGCAAAGUACCUCCAUACAAAACCCAUAUGUUAUAGCUGUGGCUAGAUACUGAGGUGAGCUAUGUAUGUAUUGAAUAGCUGGUGAUCAUAUACAUUGUGUACAUGUUUUUAGACAAGUAAAAUGUUUUUAGAAGGAUUAUUGUGGUUCAGUUAUGUGAUUAGUCACUGCCUCGGCUCUUCUUAGUGCCAUUCCUUCCUAGCAGAGGUAGCUAUGACCAUACUAAUGAGAGAUUCUGUGUGUCUGUGCCAGAGAACUUUCACCCUGUGUUACAAGAACAUUGUGUUGAUAGUUUGUUGAGCAGGAGUCAGUAUGGUUAUUGUACGUGUAUGAAUCAGUCACAAGUUCCCUGAAUAUACUUGAAAAUGGGAGUAAUCACAAAGACCAUCCUAGUAAAAUGUUAUUUCUCUAACGUCCUAAGUGGAUGCUGGGGACUCCGUCAGG